Neocloeon triangulifer is the source of this 1167-nucleotide messenger RNA. Its product is annotated as C-type lectin domain family 4 member F-like. The transcript is spliced from 10 exons. The record is from RefSeq and is a predicted model, not a curated record. Gene Ontology annotation, biological process: biological process involved in interspecies interaction between organisms. Bases 60 to 1034 code for a protein of 324 amino acids. Gene Ontology annotation, molecular function: carbohydrate binding. Gene Ontology annotation, cellular component: external side of plasma membrane. NCBI's taxonomy places the organism in Eukaryota, Metazoa, Arthropoda, Insecta, Ephemeroptera, Baetidae.
UUAUCACUCAUGAUUCGAGAUUCGCCGCGGAAUCAAGAGAAUAGGAAAUUUAGAAAAUAAUGCUGUUUUAUUUGUUAUUAUUUUUCUCCUUGGCCACCGUUGUGGACAACACCGCAGAGUUAACUGGCCCUUCAAUCAAGAAGCAAGAAAUGGAGGAGCUGACGCAGAAAAUUAAGAAUACAAACGAGAAACUGCAGAGAUUGACGACACUUGUCUUUGAACAGGUCGUCGAGAUGAGAAAGCUGGUGGAGGAGGAAAGUGACGAGCGGAAGAAAAAUUUCAAAGAGACCAGCCAGAGGCUGGAUGAAUUGGCAAGACUCUCAGACGAGCGUCACAAUCAGACGUUUGAGGAGAUGAAGAGAACUUUGGACGAGGCAAACAACGGCAGGAUUGAAGAAUUGGCCACACUCGUGGACCAACGAAACAAUCUGACUUUGGAAAAUUUCAAUCAAACAAAUGCGAGCGAUUUGGCCAAACAAAACCACGAAGAGCUUAUUUUUACAAGAAAUUUGACUUUAGAACAUGAAAAUCGAACAGAUACGAGUGAUUUGGCCAACGAACAACACAACAAGUCGGAAAAUUCUGAUUACUUGGUUAAAUGUCCACUUGCUAGAUUCGCUAAUUUGACGAUGCUGUCAAAUGGAAAAAUGUACUCGUUCCAUCAAAUUUAUGAAAACUGGAAUGCUGCAAACGAGUCUUGUAACAAAAUGGGCCUCCACUUGGCCACAAUCAAAGAUCAGAAGGACGCGCAAGUUGUGGCUGAAGAAGGCCAAAAAUUUGGAAAGUGGGAGGUUUGGUGGGUUUCGGCGAAAAACUCAGGAAUCGAAGGCAGAAGGGAUUUCCGGUGGCACGACGGGACCAAACUGGAAAUGGACAGUCCUUUGUGGAAGGCCGGGGCGGACAAGACGGAGGACUGCGUUUUCAUCUUUAACUAUGGAAAUAAUGACCACUGUCCCAACAGCAAAAAAUUGCACACCUACCUAUGCAACUACGUUUAUUAUUUCAUUUGUGAACUUCCGAGCUCAUGCUUCUGACGAUGAGUCUGUUUUAAAUUAAUUAACCUGCUGUUUGUUCGGAAUAAAAAGACCCAUAAAUAAAUAAAUCAAAAUCAUUCUCUCAAAAGAAGCAAAAAAAUAUAUAUUUUAGUCUGAAUUUUUCCUUCUGAAA